This is a messenger RNA of Nicrophorus vespilloides, 1752 nucleotides long. RefSeq names its product aspartate--tRNA ligase, cytoplasmic. Gene Ontology annotation, biological process: aspartyl-tRNA aminoacylation. Gene Ontology annotation, cellular component: cytoplasm; aminoacyl-tRNA synthetase multienzyme complex; cytosol. The transcript has 6 exons. Lineage: Eukaryota; Metazoa; Arthropoda; Insecta; Coleoptera; Silphidae. Gene Ontology annotation, molecular function: RNA binding; ATP binding; aspartate-tRNA ligase activity. The record is from RefSeq and is a predicted model, not a curated record. Bases 146 to 1726 code for a protein of 526 amino acids.
GUGAUUCAGUUGAAUCUGGUCUAUAUUUAGAUUUGCCAACAACAAAUAUUAGUUGUAUUUUAGAAGCAUUGCUGAUGCAAUAAAAUUUAUCAAGUGCAAUUAGAUUUUAGUCAUAUUAAAGAAAGAGAAUUUCAGUUAUAGCAAAAUGGUUCAAGAUACAGUAAAUGAAGUUAAAGAAAGUAAGAAGGCAGCCAAAAAGGAGGCUAAGAAGGCAGAAAAAGCUGCCAAGAAAGCAGAACAUAAGUCUAAUCAACCCUCUGAAGUUCCAGCUGUUGAAGAAGUUGAUGUGUCCUCUGGCAAAUAUGGAAAUUUCCCAUUGAUCUGCUCAGAUGUGACUUUACCUCAAAGGAACUUCAUUUACAUCAAGGAAUUGGCAAAGAAUCUGGCUGGUAAAACAGUAUGGGUGCGAGCUAGAUUGCAUGCUGUUAGGGCUAGGGGAAAGCAAUGCUUCAUUGUAUUGAGACAACGAGAACACACUGUUCAAGUUUUAAUCAAUGUCUCUGAAUCCAUAUCCAAGUCUAUGGUUAAAUUUAGCAGUGGCAUUACCAAGGAGAGCAUAGUUGAUGUUGAAGCUAAAGUAUCUGAGGUUGCUGCAGGAGUUGCAGGAUGCAGCCAACAAGAUGUUGAAUUGAUUGCAUCAGAGAUCUGGGUUGUCUCCAGUUCUGCCCCUCAAUUGCCUUUGCAAAUUGAAGAUGCUGCUCGCCCAGAGAAAAGUGAGGACGAGGGAUUAAAUAUUCGUGUUAAUCAAGAUACAAGAUUGGACAACCGUAUCUUAGACCUUAGAACACCAGCGAAUCAAGCGAUCUUCAGAUUGGAAGCUGGUGUCUGCAAGUUGUUCCGUGAUACAUUGAGCGGCAAAGGGUUUACGGAAAUUCAUACUCCAAAAAUAAUUUCCGCUGCUUCUGAAGGCGGAGCCAAUGUUUUCACCGUGAGCUACUUCAAAGGAUCCGCCUAUUUGGCUCAAAGUCCACAGUUGUAUAAGCAAAUGGCAAUCGCUGCCGAUUUUGAGAAAGUAUACACCGUUGGUGCUGUAUUCAGAGCCGAAGACUCAAAUACCCAUCGGCAUUUAACUGAAUUCGUCGGAUUAGACUUGGAAAUGGCGUUUAAUUAUCAUUACCAUGAAGUUAUGUUGACUAUUGGCGAUCUGUUCAAUUCUAUUUUCAAAGGUUUGAGAGACAAUUAUUCUAAAGAAAUUGAAAUUGUUCGUCAGCAAUACAACGUUGAGCCAUUCACCUUCCUCGAGCCUCCACUAGUUCUGCAGUUCAAUGAUGCCAGAAAACUGCUCGGCGAAGCUGGCGUUGAAGUAGGCGAAGAAGAUGAUUUGAGCACUCCGGCUGAAAAACUCUUAGGUAGACUUGUAAAAGCCAAAUAUGACACCGACUUUUAUAUUCUGGACAAAUACCCAUUGGCGGUGAGACCCUUCUAUACCAUGCCUGACCCCAACAACAAGAUUGCUUCCAACUCAUAUGACAUGUUUAUGAGGGGAGAAGAAAUUAUAAGCGGUGCUCAGAGGAUCCACGAUCCGGUCCUGUUGACAGAAAGGGCAAAACAUCAUGGAAUAGAUUUGACGAAAAUCGCGGCAUACAUUGAUGCUUUCAAAUUUGGAUGCCCACCGCACGCUGGCGGCGGAAUCGGUAUGGAGCGCGUGGUAAUGUUGUACUUGGGAUUGGACAACAUCAGGAAAACUUCGAUGUUCCCACGUGAUCCGAAAAGAAUAACUCCCUGAAUGAAACAAGUAAUAAAGUUUUUUAU